AUGAUUAAAACUUUAUUCAGACCAGCUUCUAUUUCAAUUAAGUCAAUUAAACCAUCACAAUUAAGAUCAUUCACUACAACUAACCCAUUAUCAUUUGUUUUAAAUAAAGAUUCACCCCAAUAUAAAUAUUUACACGAAUGGAAACCAAUUGAACAUAAAUUUACAGAAGAACAUGAAUAUUUAAAAGUUUAUGAUGAUUCUACUGCCUUAUUAGGUAUUACUCAAUAUGCAUCUCAAGCUUUAGGUGAUGUUACAUUUGUUGAAUUACCUGAAAUUGGUGAUAGAAUUGAAAAAGGUGAUACUAUUGGCCUGGUUGAAUCUGUUAAAUCAGCAAGUGAAAUUUAUUCUCCUGUUUCUGGUGAAGUUAUAGGUAUAAAUGAUGCUUUGGAAGGUACUCCAAGUAUAUUAAAUCAUGAUCCUGAAGUUGAAGGUUGGAUUGCUCAUAUUAAAUUAGAUGAUAUUGCUGAAGUUAAAGAUUCUGAAGAUUUAUUAGAUAAAGAAAAUUAUGAAGACUUCUUGAAAAAAGAUGAUUAG
Messenger RNA from Insectozyma verbasci, 534 nucleotides. The record is from the annotation of a GenBank genome assembly. NCBI's taxonomy places the organism in Eukaryota, Fungi, Ascomycota, Pichiomycetes, Serinales, Debaryomycetaceae.